Messenger RNA from Capronia coronata CBS 617.96, 1011 nucleotides. RefSeq lists its product as uncharacterized. The record is from RefSeq and is a predicted model, not a curated record. Gene Ontology annotation, molecular function: hydrolase activity. Bases 1 to 1011 code for a protein of 336 amino acids. The transcript has 4 exons. Lineage: Eukaryota; Fungi; Ascomycota; Eurotiomycetes; Chaetothyriales; Herpotrichiellaceae.
AUGAGACUCAGCGAUGCAGAGCUCAGCAGCACAAUUUAUCAACCUCUCAACCCCGAGAUCAGAUCCCAUCUGGAUCCCGAGUAUGCUGCUUUCCACGAUAAGUACAUCCAGUAUGUUGAACCUGACCAUGUCCGCCCGUGGGACUCGGUAAGCACUCGUACGCGUGUGCCAUUCCCGCCCGGGGGAUCUGCACCCGUGCCGGUCAAAGAUGUCAAAGAUAUCGAGCUAGAGCACUGUACAGUGCGAGUCUUUUGGCCAACAGGGGAGCGUCCAGCAAACGGAUGGCCCGUAUUUGUGUGGUAUCACGGUGGAGGUUGGGCUAUAGGAGGGAUACAGAGUGAGAAUGACUUUUACACAAGUUGUGUCAUCGUUACGGUCGGCUACCGUCUUGCCCCAGAACAUCCGUAUCCUGCAGCAGUGGACGACUCUCUUGAGGCUCUGAUAUGGGUACACAGCGAGGAUGGUAGUCGUGAACUCGAUAUCGACAACGCGCGGAUCGCUAUCGGGGGCACCUCAGCAGGCGGUAAUUUGUCAUUGGUGACUUGUCUCAAUGCCUCCAUUUUCCCGACACCCAUCCCUCUGGUUUUUCAGAUGCUCAUCAUCCCCGUCAUCGACAACACUGCGACGACCGACACGGUAUGGAGAUCGCGACAACAUGCCCCCUGGCUGUCACCCGCCCGGAUGACGUGGUAUCGCAAUAUGUAUCUGACAGCCGCUUCGGACGCUUAUAACUGGAGCGCCUCUCCAAACCUUGCUCCCCCAGACCUUCUCAGCAAGUUGCCGCCCUCGUGGAUUGCAGUUGCAGAGCAGGACGUGUUGGCACCAGAAGCCCUGGAUUUUGCGGACAGAGUCAGCUCGCUGGGCAUCAAAGUUGAUGUUAAAAUAUAUCCUGGCAUGACACAUACUAUUUUGGCCAUGAAUGGUGUACUAUCACAGGGGAAACAGCUGGUAGCCGAUGCCGCACAAGUGUUGAGGGAGGCUUUUGCAGAUAAUAGCGCUCAAAGAACUUGA